Messenger RNA from Vicia faba (fava bean), 1035 nucleotides. Lineage: Eukaryota; Viridiplantae; Streptophyta; Magnoliopsida; Fabales; Fabaceae. The record is from the annotation of a GenBank genome assembly.
AUGAUAAAGAAGGAUUGGGUGGAGUUACCUCCACACAGUCAAAGUUAUAAGGACGGUGUAAAUUACUUUUUGGAUAUUGCAUUCACCAAAGGAAUGGUUGAAGAAGAAGAGAUUUUGUGUCCUUGUUCUAUAUGUUGCAAUGAUAGUUGGGAAGUAAGAGAUGUAGUGUAUGACCAUUUAUGUAGUAAAGGAUUUGUAAAGGGAUACACUGAAUGGAUUUAUCAUGGUGAAGAUGAGAGCCUUAUAGAUCUUGAUGGUGAUAGUGAUGAUGAAACAUCAUCUCAUGAUGAUAUCAAUGGCUUACUAUUUGAGACAUUUAAAGAUGUGGCUGAAGGAGGUGGAGUACAUGAAGGGAUAAAUGAAGAUGCAAAGAAAUUUUAUAAACUAGUUGAUGAUGCAAAUCAAGAGUUGUAUCCUGGUUGUGAAAAGUUUUCCUCGUUAUCAUUCACUAUUCGAAUUUAUUUGUUGAAAUGUAUCCAUGGAUGGAGUAAUGCAUCAUUCACUGCUCUCGUAGAGUUGUUGAAAGAGGCUAUGCCAGAUUUGAACAUCCCUAUCUCUUUCAAUAAAACAAAAUCUAUGAUAAAAGAUUUGGGCUUAGACUAUAAAAAGAUUGACGCAUGUCCGAACAACUGCAUGUUGUUUUGGAAAGAUCAUGGGAAAGAUGAUUCAUGUCAUAUUUGUGGCACGUCAAGAUGGAUUGAAUAUCCCGAAGUUCCUAAUGAUCUUGAAGAAUCUAUAAAAGCUCAUAAGAAGGUUAUAGAUGUGAAAACAUUGGAUUACUUGGAAGUAGAAAUUGCUGAAACACUUUGCCAAUUCGAGCACACAAGGAUGAAUAGAAUGACACGAAAUAGCGAUGAUACUCCAAACAUAGGUCAUCCAAUCGGGGAAAAGAAACUAAUUUCCCUUGAUCAUAAGUCUCUAAACCAAGCUCACGGCUACAUUUUAUUCAAUUGCGAUGAAGUGCAAGAGUAUAUUAGAGAGCAUGAGGUUAAUGAUCAUAAUCCUCUUAAAAAAAAGGAAGUCCAGAAAAGCUAA